AUCACUGCAACAAACUGUUCUGGAAAAUGUUUCUCUAUGUAAAUAGGAGCAAAAAAAGAUCAGAUACUGCAGGAGGUGAUGUAUAAAGUAUUCAGGAUUAAAACAAGUGCAAGCAUGGGUGCACCUUCACCUCUUGACACUAACUCUAAAUCGUUUUUUUUUUUUUCCGUUUUCUGUCAUUUUUCUUUCAGAGAGUUGAUGUCGAACACCUCAGAGCCCUCAAGGGGGCAGCAGUUCUGUCCCCUGCUACUGAGCAUGAUGACCCACAGCCACAACAACACAGAAACCAAUACGAUGUUGGUUUGCUUCCAUGGUCUGGUGUCCUGUCUGGGGAUUAUGGAGAACGCCCUGAUCCUCUGGGUGGUGGGCUUUCGCCUGCAGCGCCGCACCGUGACCUCCGUCUGGGUGCUCAACUUGGCCAUGUCUGACUUCCUAACGACGCUGACGCUGCCCCUCUUCACCAUGUACCUGCAAGCCAAACACAGCUGGGACCUUGGCAAUGGACUUUGCAAAGCACAGGCUUCCAUCUUCUUUGUGAACAUGUUUGUGUCAGCCUUCCUGUUGGCAGCCAUUUCAGUGGACCGCUGCCUUCUGGUGGCCAAGCCAGUGUGGAGCCAGAACCAUCGCUCAGUGGCAGGAGCAUGGAAGGUGUGUGCAUUGGGUUGGCUGUGGGCAGCGAUCAAUACACUACCUUACUUCGUGUUCCGCGCAGUGAAUACAGCAGGUGGGAGGAAACUGUGCUAUCAUCAUUUCGCCAUGUAUCCGUCCUCUCAAGACUCUCUGAAGAGAGACUGCGAAGUGAGACAGGCAGCAACAGCCAUUUCCAAGUCGCUGCUAGCAUUCCUGUUCCCCCUGGUGGUGAUUGCCGGGAGCUACAUCCACAUUGCUGUAAGCCUGUGGAACAGAAGCAAGAGGAGGAAGCAGAGUGACACUAUCGUCCCUAAUGCCCUUAUUGAGUCAAACAAAGACGGAGAAUCAGGCACAGCAAAUACCCCUCAAACCACAAAAACCACAAACAUAUCUCUCAAGCCUCGAGCCCCCAGUCUAUCUGUAUUCAAGUCAACUCCUUCCCUUUCCCCCACCACCUGUAAUCAGCCCAGCCAAAGUCUGCUGUCCCAGAGCUUCACUAAGAUGGUGACAUUUGUGAUUGCAGCAUUUGCACUGUGUUGGGCUCCCUAUCACAUCUUCUGCAUACUCGAGGUGGCAGCCCACUACAACUUUAACCUCCUCAACAAGGUGGAGGUGGGGCUGCCCAUGGCCACAACCUUUGCAUUCUUGAAUUCAGUGCUGAACCCCAUUCUGUACGUCUUCAGCUGCCCAAACUUCAGCGUGAGAAUACGACAGAGUCUUGGAGCAGUGUUUGACGUUCUGGUAGAUGAAAGAGCGUUAAUGAUGAGUCCAAGAAGAACUGUAAUAGCACAAAUUAAGCGGAGGUGCAGUCGAGAUUUGGGGCUUGAAACACAAAAGCUAUCCUGUUCAACUCCUGUCCCAAGACAAGAAUCAAAAACUGAGGAGGAACUUGAGUGCUAAAUUUUAUUCGAUUUUUGUCUUUGUUAUAUUUGACUGAUUGAUUAAUCAUGUCAGAUAUAUGCACACAUAGGCCCACUACAAUGGAUACUCUGUUCUGUCACAUAAGAACUGUCGACACCGAAAAAAGAGUGUGGAGCAAGAAUUAGUUGCAUAGUUAGACAGACGUGAUGUUUUUGUGCUGUUGAGGUGAAAGAUGUUUAGCCAUGGCUUUAGGGGUGGUAUCAAUUCGGUACAGAUGUUUGUGGUUCUGAAUCUUACUGAUGUUGGUGACUGACUUUUCCUUCAGCACCACCAUGAGGUUGACCAUUUUGUUUUAACUUGCACAUUAGCAUGUUAGCCUGCUUAUAUUGGCAUUAGGGUCAAUGUUCAUGGUAUGCAGACGGUGAGCCUCACUGGCCUUUGUGACCCUCUGACUUGUCCUCUAGUGCCACCAUGAGGUAGACAUCAGUGCUUUAACAUGAGCUGUCUUGACAACUGCUGGAUCAGUUAGAGAGGUUAGGGCUAGCCAUGAAAUUUGGCAUAGCCAUGAGGGUGACCCCCUCGAUUAAUUGCAAUAAUUCAGUAAUGCUUUAAUUUUCCAUCAGGUCAGAAGUUCAAUUUGACUUGAUAAUUGCACAGUAGCAAGAUAACCUCUGCAAAGUCCAUAAUCCUGCCAAUAAGGCCAAAAAUCAA
Molecule: messenger RNA, 2202 nt
Organism: Acanthopagrus latus (yellowfin seabream)
Lineage: Eukaryota; Metazoa; Chordata; Actinopteri; Spariformes; Sparidae
Product: prostaglandin D2 receptor 2
Exons: 1
Coding region: 79-1530 (483 amino acids)
Biological process (GO): positive regulation of cytosolic calcium ion concentration; inflammatory response; complement receptor mediated signaling pathway
Cellular component (GO): plasma membrane
Molecular function (GO): complement receptor activity; G protein-coupled receptor activity
Source: RefSeq, a predicted model, not a curated record